UGUUUCCUUAAAAAAUGGAUGAAUGACAAGUCGGGAGUUUUAAGACUAAGAACAUUGAAGAAUAUGCCACUCGAUGAUCGAAGGAGAGGCUUUGUAUGUACCCAUUGUCGAAGCAGCUCCAUGGGCUUUGCAGAACCUCGCUGUCGUGCUUCUCUCACCUCAUAGACCGCUGCUUACGGUCGAAGUCUCCCAAUUUUGCAAAGUCCAUUCAUGCCAAGCUGAUCCAGGUCGGAUUAAUCAGCAAUACUUUUCUGGGUAAUCGCUGUCUCGAUCUUUACGCUAGGUUUGGCACCACUGAUGACCUUUUGAGAGCCUUUGAUGAGAUACCCGGGAAGAAUUUGGUGUCUUGGAACGUUUGCUUGAAGGGGUUGUUGAAGCUCGGUGAGUUGUCAGGGGCGCGUAAGUUGUUCGAUGAAAUGCCACAGAGAGAUGUUGUCAGUUGGAAUUCGAUGAUCUCGGGGUAUUCCUCAGCUGGGCUUGUGGGGUCUUCAAUGGACAUGUUCCUGGAGAUGCAGAAAGCCGGGACGAGGCCGAGCGAAUUCACGUAUUCGAUCUUAGUCUCGCUGGUGUCCUGUGCCGAUCAUGGCAAACAAAUUCAUGGGAACAUGGUCAUAAACAAGGUGAAUUCACUUGGCUUGGUUCUGGGAAAUUCUCUCAUUGACAUGUACGGGAAGCUUGAUUUACUUGACUCUGCGGUUGCCGUGUUUAUUCGAAUGGAGGAAGUGGAUAUUAUCUCGUGGAAUUCUUUGAUUCUAGCCUUUCACUACAGCACACACAGUUUGUCGGCGCUGGAGCAGUUGCGUUCAAUGAUGCAACAAGGAUAUUCUCCAGAUGAGUUUACCUUAUCAUUGGCUACGACAAUUUGUAGUAACUUGCAAGAUGUUGAGAAGGGUAAGCAAGUCUUCGCUCUCUGUAUGAAGUCAGGAUUUCUCUCUAAUUCCAUUGUUUCAAGUGCCGCUAUUGACAUGUUCUCGAAAUGCGACAGAUUGGAGCACUCGAUCCAGCUCUUCGAAGAAGUUGGCAAAUGGGAUAUCAAGAUCUGCAACUCCAUGAUCUCGAGCUAUAUAAGCCAUGGUUUUUCUGAGGUUGGCUUGCAACUUUUUGUCCGAGUCUUGAGGACAGGCCUUGGGCCCACAUGCUUCACCAUAAGCAGUCUGCUAGGUGCAGUUUUCGUGCUUCCAUCGGAUCAGGGAAGUGAAAUCCAUUCACUGGCUGUGAAGUUGGGUUUCGAGUCGGAUAUAGUAGUAGUGAGCUCUCUUAUCGAAAUGUACAACCGUUUUGGUCUGGUAGACUCUGCCGAGAAGAUCUUUCUCGAAAUGAGUGUAAGGGAUUUAAUUACUUGGAACACCAUCAUUGUGGGUUUGGCUCGAUAUGGAAGGGCAGAAGAAGCGCUCAAACUUUUCAGAAUCCUAAUUGACACGGGCCUAUCUCCUGAUCGGAUAACCGUCUUUGGUGUUCUUGAAGCUUGCUUCCAUGGAGGUUUCUUAGAUCAAGGAAUGUACAUAUUCUCAUCAAUGAAGGAGAAGCAUGGAGUAAGUCCUGGGGAAGAGCAUUAUAACUGCAUCAUAAAGUUGCUAGUUCGUUGCGGGAAACUCGAGGAAUCAGUUGAUCUGGCACAAAGGAUGCCUUAUGUACCGAGUUAUGAGACAUUGCAUCUAAUACUUAGCGCCUGCAUUGCUCAGUCUCACGGAGACCUUGGGCUUGUCAAGAUGAUCGCAGAAGCUUUGAUGACUGUGGAACCGAAGUUGGUAUUGCUGUUGCCUUAUCGGGUAUUGCUUAAGGAAUACGAGAGGAGGGGAAGAUGGGAGGAGAUGGUGAGAGUUGGGAAGUUGAUGAAGGAGAGCGAGACGAAGAAGGCGGUUGGAAGCAGUUGGAUCGGGAUUAGGACGCGCAUGUUCACAUUCAGGGCAGACCAGCUGCAGCAUCAUGGUGGGCGAGAUCUUUAUUCGAUUCUAAGAUUACUGAACUGGAACCUGGAAGGAGGACACAAUUGAUGGAUUACGUGGGGCAUAUGCCAAUAUAAUGUUGCUAAUUUCCGGUUCAUUUUGCCGCCGUCAUCUUUAUGGCGUUACGUUUCUUCCUCGAGUGCAUUGAGCUACACAUUGUCGCUUACAUUUGAGCACUGAAUUUGGAUCUUGUUCAGAGGCUGAAUUUUAAAAGCAGUACGAGCCCUAUAUACGGGAUUGCUUAUAA
Punica granatum (pomegranate) is the source of this 2193-nucleotide messenger RNA. NCBI's taxonomy places the organism in Eukaryota, Viridiplantae, Streptophyta, Magnoliopsida, Myrtales, Lythraceae. The record is from RefSeq and is a predicted model, not a curated record.